AGUUUGAUUGCAUCUGUUAGUGUUAUCAAGGGAAGUUUGAUUGGAGUUAGUAAUCUUUCAAUACCAUAUCCUAUGAAAUGGUUUCUCUUCAUCAUCUCUCACUCUGCAAUAAGCGAACACCGUCACUUCCACAACUUCAUUUAAUCACUACUAACAAACCUAUACCACUCAUUUCUCUAUGGCUUACACAUGGGGAUGUUCCUCUUUUCAAGAAAACAAACACAAAUCAGUCUUCUUCUUCUUCUUCUUCUUCUUCUUCUUCUUGUGUUGUUCGUGCGCUAGAGAAAGAUUCACAGCAGUAUGAGAUAGACCAAGAAAAGGCAAGGGAAGCCCUUCAAAAACUUGACCAGCAGCUACAAGACCUCUCCAAGAAACAAGUCACUCCUCCAAAAGUAAAAGUCUCAGAUGUGAAAAUAACAAGAGAUCAAACAAUAGAAGAAGUGCCAGAGAUGUCAGGGUCUUUCCUAGCAUUUUUUGCUGCGGGACUCUUUCUUUUCACUAUCCUCUACAAUCUCCUAUAUAUCACAGUAAUAGAUCCAUCCGGGGAUGCACCAGAGCCGACUCCAGUUACUCCCACUACUGAUCUUGAAAAUGAAUCUCCUCAAGUUGCAGCAGUUCUGCAGCCGUUGCCUUUGGCGCCUGAUGUUUCCAAGUAACAAACUCUGAUAAUGAUGGUAAUUACUUGGAUUACAUUAGUCGGAGCAAAUGCUGAGAAGCAAGUUUUGGUGUUCUGAUCAUUUAAAUAAUUGAUAAAUUUACAUAUUUUGCUUCCCGCAAUGCAAAUCUCUCGUUAGUAAAA
Ricinus communis (castor bean) is the source of this 799-nucleotide messenger RNA. RefSeq lists its product as uncharacterized. The coding region runs from base 78 to 656 and encodes 192 amino acids. NCBI's taxonomy places the organism in Eukaryota, Viridiplantae, Streptophyta, Magnoliopsida, Malpighiales, Euphorbiaceae. The record is from RefSeq and is a predicted model, not a curated record. The transcript is spliced from 2 exons.